AGAUCUCAUAUUUAGUUUAGCGCGAGUAAGGAAAUUAUAUGAUUUUAAGCUCUCAAAAUGCCUACAAUGGAGUCACUGGAAGGUCCGGCGAACGAUGAAACGGCGAUGGCGGGGUUUCUCCCACUCGCUUCCGCUUCUCAGCAGCCCUACGUCUCCGAACUCCUUUCAUUUACUCUCGAUCGCCUCCACAAGGAGCCGGAGCUAUUAAGGGUAGAUACGGAGAGAAUUCGGAGGCAGAUGCAGGAGGUGGCUGUGGGGAAUUAUCGCGCUUUCAUUGCAGCGGCCGAUGCGUUGCUCGAGAUCCGGGAGGAGGUUUCCUCUAUCGAUAAACACCUUGAGUCUCUGAUAGCUGAAAUCCCAAAGUUAACUUCUGGUUGCACUGAGUUUCUAGAAUCAGCAGAACAAAUAUUGGAGAAGAGGAAGAUGAACCAAACCUUGCUUGCCAAUAGUAGUACUUUGCUUGACUUGCUUGAAAUUCCUCAGCUUAUGGACACAUGUGUACGGAAUGGGAAUUAUGAUGAAGCUCUUGAUUUAGAAGCAUAUGUAGUAAAACUUACAACAAUGCACCCAAAAAUUCCAGUGAUUCAGGCUCUUGCUGCAGAAGUUCGGCAAACCACCCAGUCUCUUCUUUCUCAGCUUCUCCAAAAACUCAGAUCAAACAUUCAGGUAUUAUAUCUUUGUGGUUGCCAGUAUUGUGCCAUGGGUCUCGGCUGGGUUGGGUUAGAUUUUCGCAGCCUGCUUCCACCUCUAUUUGAAGAAGCAGUCCUUAAUUUAUUCUCAAAGAAUAUGAGCGUAGCUGUUGAGAAUUUUCAGUUAAUGUUGGAUUCUCAUCGUUGGGUUCCAUUACCAGCAGUUGGCUUUCCGGCCAGCAGUUUUGGUGAAGAAAAUCAGGAUGAUAUUUCACCUCCUCCUAAUCUUAUGGAGCAUCCACCUCUUGCUGUUUUUAUAAAUGGUAUAUCAGCAGCUAUGAAUGAACUACGUCCUUGUGCUCCAUUAAGUUUGAAAAAUGUGCUUGCUCAAGAGUUAGUUAAGGGACUGCAGGCUGUUUCUGAUUCUUUAUUGAGAUAUAAAACAACUAGAAUGCUCAGGGACAAUGAAUCUUCUCUUUUCCUUAAGCUUUGCCAAGCAUUUAUCGAAGUUGCUUUUCCCCAUUGCGUCACCUGCUUUGGUCGCUGUUACCCUGGCGGGGCUGCUCUGAUUGCAGAUGCUAAGAAUUUGUUUGAUGGGAUCAAUCGCUUAUUGGCAACCUCUCCCUCAAGAUCACUACCAAAAUCAGUACAUAAUGUGGACUCCAAGAGCAUGUCAGAGAAUGGGAAUCUGCCUGUGGCGGAAAAUGGGGUUGUACAUUCCGAUGAACAAGCAGAAAGUGAUAGUGAAAAGGAAAAGGAAAAAGAGCAAAAUAACAUCAGCCCAGAAACUAGAAGCUCGGUAACAAAUGAAGAUAAUUUGGCUCCGCAACAUCAAGAAGUGCAGAUAUAGUAUAAUACCAGUGAAACUGUCCUGAAGGUACCAAGCCUCCAUCCAAUUUGAUUGUUGU
Molecule: messenger RNA, 1537 nt
Organism: Olea europaea var. sylvestris
Lineage: Eukaryota; Viridiplantae; Streptophyta; Magnoliopsida; Lamiales; Oleaceae
Product: conserved oligomeric Golgi complex subunit 8-like
Exons: 10
Coding region: 58-1479 (473 amino acids)
Biological process (GO): intra-Golgi vesicle-mediated transport
Cellular component (GO): COG complex
Source: RefSeq, a predicted model, not a curated record